Molecule: messenger RNA, 1581 nt
Organism: Penicillium cinerascens
Lineage: Eukaryota; Fungi; Ascomycota; Eurotiomycetes; Eurotiales; Aspergillaceae
Exons: 2
Coding region: 1-1581 (526 amino acids)
Biological process (GO): transmembrane transport; carbohydrate transport
Cellular component (GO): membrane
Molecular function (GO): carbohydrate:proton symporter activity
Source: RefSeq, a predicted model, not a curated record
AUGGGAACACUGGAACUCUCUCGGUUCGGCGAGAACGAGGAACAGAGUCGUGAGCCUGUAUCUGCCUUGAUACAACCCAGUCUCGACAACACCUCCCUAUCACACGAAAUCCGCCGCUACCCCAAGCUAGUAGCCUACUGCAUUGGCAUUGCCUUCGCCUACCUCUUAACUGGCUACGACACCGUCAUCCUGGGAACAAUAACAGCAGUCCCCUACUUCAGGCUCGAAUUCGGCGAACUAUACAACGACACCUACAUCAUCCCCUCGUCAUGGCUUUCUGUCUGGAGUGCAAUGAGCCCGUUAGGAUCUAUAAUUAGCGCACCCGCUGCGGGCUGGCUUCAAGACCGUAUUGGCCGUCGCUGGUCACUGGGUCUAAGCUGUUUCGUCUGCGGUGUUGGAAUCGCUAUUGCAUUUUGUUCCAAUCUACCCAGUGAUAUAAACUCCAGACGAGGAGCCUUUCUCGUUGGGAGGUUUGUGCAGGGGUGGGGUGUUGGUGGUGCCAUGACCGGUGCGCAGACUUAUUUGUCGGAGACUGUUCCGACGAGUUUGAGAGGUUCGACUAUGGCGCUUUCACCAACAUUUAUGUUGAUUGGGGAAUUGAUUGGAGCUGGUGUCAUCCUCGCGUGUGAGAAGAAGACGACAUCGGCUGCAUUCUUGAUUCCAUUUGCGACUCAGUGGAUUUUCACGCUUUUGCCCUUCGUUGUGGCGUUUGUUAUACCUGAAAGUCCGUCUUAUUUGGUUCGCAAAGGAGAUUAUGACAAGGCACAAAGUGCGAUGAAGGCUUUGCAUACUGAAAAAGUGGACGUGGCACCGCUUUUGGCUCAAAUGCGCUUGUCAAUUGCCAGCGAGGAGGAAUUGUCUCGCGAGCUGGCGUAUGUGGAUUGCUUCAGGGGAACCAAUCGGCGCCGGACGAUGAUCGUGGCAUUCUCGUUCAUGGUUCCUAGUCUCUUUGGAGUCCCGCUUCUUGCGAGUGCUAGUUACUUCAUGCAGGUAGUUGGGAUGUCGCCGAGCCUUAGUAUCAUUAUCUUGAUUCUGGGUAUUGUGCUGGGUCUGUUGGCUAAUGCUGUUGGUAUUUGGCUUAUGAGUCGGGCCGGACGGCGUCCACUGAUGCUUUGGACCCUGGCAGUUGCGACCGUGAUAUGGCUGAGUAUGGGGAUUGCUGGUUGCUGGACUGGCAACGUUGUUGUUUGGUACACCGCGGUUUGCUUGAUACUCGUGGUAGUAGUCUGCGGUAUGGGCGUGUGGCCAGCGUCUUACGCGGUCAACGGCGAAACAUCAUCGCUGCGCCUCCGAGCUAAAACCCAGGGCAUUGGUGUGUUGUGCUAUAUGAUUUCAAAUGUGGUUUUUUGCCUUGUCUUGCCAUACAUUUACAACACGGGUUCAGGUGAUCUGAAAGGAAAGACCGGUUUUGUCUACGCUGGCUUUUGCUUCUUUGCUUGGACAGUUACAUGGUUGAUGAUCCCUGAGAUGAAAGGACGCACAGUCCUGGAGAUUGAUGCGAUGUUUGAGGCUAAGCUUCGUUGUGCGGAUUUUAAGAGUUGGUCUAGUCCCGUUGGCCCCGACAAGGAGUACGUUGCAUAA